AUGGUGAUGAUUUCAUCGAGUCACAGCGCCUACCGGGGAAACGACAAAUCAAGGUUCGACCCACUCUCCUUCCCUGGUGUUGGUUAUCAUCCCCUUGUAUGCUCGCUGUCUACCUCUUACCACAGCAAGUCCGCAGAGCUCGCCCGUAACUUAGUUUCGCGAUGUGAAUUGAUUGUGUUUCGUGUUCCAGGCUUUGUUAUGGAUCCUGUAAUAUCUACAUUUCCCAAAACUCUUCAUACCAUUGACGUCAUGGAUGCUCUCAAGCGCUGCUGGGACGAGAAGAACAAACGAGAGUUAAAGCGAUCUCAACGAAGGGACGGAGCGCACAUGCGGAGAUUCUUCAGGGAGGUUUACAUGGACAGUGUUUUCCCAAUAUUAAAUUCCGCUGAAUUGCCACCGUACAUCUGGGGUAACGACGAAAGAGAAAAGGAACGGCUUCUUUGGAUUCUUAACCAUUGCGACAAACGAACUGGUCUAGAAAGUUUACUGUCUCCUGAUAGACUUUACAAACCUUUCAAUGUAGACCGCUUCACUCUCGACUUAUCAAAACUCGCGGCAACUUGACACUCGAGAACAUACGGUUUCUUGGCAUAUUACAGCAAACUUUAUCACAAGACUGUCCGCGCAGUGCAAUUUGUGAAGCACCAUGUCGACAUGACCAUGUCAUAUUGGUGAAGAACAAACCUGAUGAAGUUUGAGUGUUUUCAUAUUAAUUUAUUGUCCAAAUAAACUAAAUUCUGUAUUUUUAGACCUUGAAUCUGAGAAAGCUGUACAAAGGUGUAGUUAUAAUUGUUUAUUUAUUUAUUGAAACCUCUUAUAUUGGAGUGAAAAUGUUGCUUCCCGAUUCCGUUCAAUUCAAACUAAAUUGAAGUUACCUAAGUAGAAUCAAAAUAUUUAAACUACUUCGAGCUUUCGGAGCCGUCACGGCGCCUUUUUGAAGUGAUGACAACUGUUAAUUGUCAUAUGGUCAAUAAUAACUAAAUUGAAAUCCA
Messenger RNA from Orbicella faveolata, 992 nucleotides. Its product is annotated as nephrocystin-1-like. Gene Ontology annotation, molecular function: protein binding. Gene Ontology annotation, biological process: protein localization involved in establishment of planar polarity. Gene Ontology annotation, cellular component: cytoplasm; cilium. The record is from RefSeq and is a predicted model, not a curated record. Lineage: Eukaryota; Metazoa; Cnidaria; Anthozoa; Scleractinia; Merulinidae.